Messenger RNA from Anolis sagrei ordinatus, 2781 nucleotides. It is a transcript of the gene NEK5, whose product is annotated as NIMA related kinase 5. Gene Ontology annotation, biological process: protein phosphorylation. The record is from RefSeq and is a predicted model, not a curated record. NCBI's taxonomy places the organism in Eukaryota, Metazoa, Chordata, Lepidosauria, Squamata, Anolidae. Gene Ontology annotation, molecular function: ATP binding; protein kinase activity.
CCUGCUCGUGUAGAUGGGAGAGGUUGCUGGCCUUGUGGCCCUCUCUGUGGGUGGGCCAGGCCUUUUCCCUAGGCUUUAAUGCCCCUUGGGCCGCCUCCUGCAGAGGCUCAGCGACCAUCUACUGCACUACAUUUUUCUCAACUAAAGUACCAUGGAUCAGUAUGAAAUAAUUAAAAUGAUUGGGGAGGGAUCCUUUGGCAAAGUUUUCUUAGCCCGUGGAAAGGAGGAUAAUCGACAAUGUGUUAUCAAGGAAAUCAAUUUAACAAAGAUGCCAAGGAAAGAGAAAGAAUCAUCUCAGAAAGAGGUCACUCUUCUUGCCCGAUUGAAGCACCCUAAUAUAGUUGCCUUCUUUACCUCCCAUCAAGAGAAAAAUAGGUUGUACAUUAUUAUGGAAUAUUGCGAUGGAGGCGACCUAAUGAAGAGGAUUAAUAUGCAACAUGGAGUGCUGUUUGAAGAAGACAAAAUCUUAGGAUGGUUUGUGCAAAUCUCCUUAGGCCUGAAGCAUAUACAUGACAGGAAGAUUCUUCAUAGGGACGUCAAAACACAGAACAUUUUUCUCAGCAAUAAUGGAAUGACAGCAAAACUUGGAGACUUUGGGAUUGCAAGGAUGUUGAGCAACACCAUGGAAUUGGCAUGUACAUGUGUAGGAACCCCUUAUUAUUUAUCACCGGAGAUCUGUGAGAACAAGCCGUAUAACAAUAAAACAGAUAUAUGGUCUCUUGGCUGUGUGCUGUAUGAGCUCUGUACUUUAAAGCACCCCUUUGAAGGCAGCAGUUUACCCCAGCUUGUGCUAAAGAUCUGUAGAGGCUAUUUUAUACCAGUAUCUACAAAGUAUUCAUUUGAGCUAAGAAGUUUAAUAUCUCAGCUGUUUAAAAUAUCUCCAAGAGAUCGCCCUUCUAUCAACUCUAUUUUAAAAAAGCCAUUUUUGGAGAAGCAAAUAAGGAAAUAUUUACCCCCUGAGAUCAUGGAGGAAGAAUUCAGCCAUACUGUUCUCCACCGAAAAAGACCACCGACUUCACAGUCUUCAGCUUCUAAAGUUCAGAAACAAAGGAUCUAUGGUCAUCAUUCUCCAAAAAUCAAGAUGGAAAUGCUUCCCAGAAAAGAAAUGUUGCAUCAAAAUGAAUGGAAAUUUCCCUCAAGGAUCCAGGAUCCCAUUAGCCAGCCCUGGGAUCCUAAGUUAAAGAUGUGCAAAAAACCAGAAGAUGCCAGAAUGUGUGGAGACUAUGAACAUUAUUACAUGAAACUGGAAAACUUGCAGAGGAGACCCUUGGUGCAGGAUAAUGGUCCUCGCAUUGGCCAAAGAAUGGACGAGUUUUAUAAGCAGAAAGGACAAGAGCUGCCACCACCCCCACCUCAUUGGCCAGCAGAAUAUCUUCAAAGACGGUACAAUGCCCAGCAGUACAAGUUAAAAGUACAAAAACAACUUGGGCUGCGCCCAUCUUCAGCUGAUCCCCAUUAUGAUCAGAUGCAGAAGCAGGAGGUGAAAGACAAGCAGCUCAAAGACUAUCAAAAAGCUCUUGCUCAAAAAAAUGAACUGAAAGAACAGGAAUACUUACAACAACUGGAGAAAAUUCGUCAGCAGUAUCACAGCGAAAUGAAUGAAAUUAAACUUAAAGCAGAAGCACUAGAGCAUAAAAACUUAAAGGACAAAACCUAUCUUGUGAAACAGAGAAACUCUGAGGACCUUCCUGCUUCCAAAGAAGAUAUUUCUGAAGGAAAAGAUGAAGCAUUCCAGGAUAUUGAGCAAAAUUUGAAACAGAUUGGAUUGCAAAAAUGCCAGGAGGGAAACAUACUGGAAGUGAAGCACAAAGCAAAGGGAGGUGUGACAUUUCAGAUUGAUCUAAAAGCUGAUGCCCCAAAUGUAAGCAACAUCCAGGAAGAGAAAGAGGAUCAUGAUAAACUUAAUGACACUUUGACUUUUAAAGCUGGAGAAAACCUUAAGAAAAAUCUGUCGAACAGCUAUGAUAAUAACAUAGAUAAAGCAUUGGAAGAAUUGUGCUAUUGGGAAAUAGAUGCUGACAAUGAAGACGAUGCCCCAGUAAACAGAAAACACUGGAAAGCUUCAGCUCCACAGACUCUCUUGAAUCUUCUCAAAAAUGCAGAUAUAACCUCAGUAUGUCCUACUAUGGAAGAAGUUGGUCAGGGGGUCAUACUGCCUUUAGACCUCCCUGAAAAUAGGAGAAAAUGGAGCCAGGAAUCUCCUGGGACACUAAUGAAUAUGUUGGCAGAAGCUGAAUGUUCGAGUGACACUUUGUGCCCAGCUGAAGAGCCAAGUAAGACAAUAAACCCUCAGGAUCCCCCAAAAGAGGAAGCUGAUUUGGCUACGGCUUCUGAUGCUGAAGUGGAUGAAGGCAGACUUGAUCCAAGAUCUGAUGAUGAUGACACAAACUUUGAAGAAUCUGAAGAUGAAUUGAGGGAUGAACUGGUAGAAUCCCUGGAAAAAAUGGUAACCUCUCUAGAAGGAGAGAUCUCUAAAGCUCCUAUUGAAUCAACAGAGGGAAAUGAAGUGAAAAAGGAAAAUGAGACUCCAAGUGAACCUAGAGAUCCUGAUGUCAGUUUGGAUAACAAUGUGGCUAGAGAGAAACAGGAAGGAGCAAUGAGUUAACACUGUUUUUGUUAAUACUUUAAGAAUGAAAAGCAAACAACUGCAUCCAUGUUAAAGGUUCAACAUUUAGGAAUCAAGUGCCUCUUGUAGAAAGACCAUUCAUUAUUUAGCAGUUAAUCAAAUAUAAAUGGUACUCCAGUUGAGAAUAAUAGUUACGCUACUACUUAGUUAUUUUA